AUGCCAGCAAAGGUGGACGACGAGGUCCUGGGGGACAAGGACAUCAAGGUGCUCACGAUCAGCGAGGUCGCAUGCCUGAUUGACGAGUAUGUCAAGGGAACGCAGCAGCGAGACGCCGACUACCAGCCCAACCCCAUGCUGGUCAAGGCGGCAGAGUACGCCAGUCGCUUUGCCACCAACAAGAACAGGGACACGCUGCAGAAGAUUCGGGAGGUGAUUGCUCACAACCAGCUGUCAGAGCUGGAAUUGGGGUUGGUGGCCAACCUGUCGAUCGAGACGGCAGAUGAGGCACGCAAGCUGGUGCCUACGUUGGAUGACCGGGAUCGGUUUCCAGAUGAUGCCACGCUAGAUGCCCUGCUCAAGGAGUUGGCCACAUACAGAGAGUUCGAGUGA
Messenger RNA from Chlorella variabilis, 393 nucleotides. RefSeq lists its product as hypothetical. Lineage: Eukaryota; Viridiplantae; Chlorophyta; Trebouxiophyceae; Chlorellales; Chlorellaceae. Gene Ontology annotation, cellular component: P-body; RNA polymerase II, core complex. The coding region runs from base 1 to 393 and encodes 130 amino acids. Gene Ontology annotation, molecular function: nucleotide binding; translation initiation factor binding. Gene Ontology annotation, biological process: mRNA export from nucleus in response to heat stress; positive regulation of translational initiation; transcription initiation at RNA polymerase II promoter. The record is from RefSeq and is a predicted model, not a curated record. The transcript is spliced from 4 exons.